Astyanax mexicanus (Mexican tetra) is the source of this 2118-nucleotide messenger RNA. It is a transcript of the gene pigv, whose product is annotated as phosphatidylinositol glycan anchor biosynthesis, class V. Gene Ontology annotation, molecular function: alpha-1,6-mannosyltransferase activity; GPI mannosyltransferase activity. Bases 165 to 1718 code for a protein of 517 amino acids. Lineage: Eukaryota; Metazoa; Chordata; Actinopteri; Characiformes; Acestrorhamphidae. Gene Ontology annotation, cellular component: mannosyltransferase complex; endoplasmic reticulum membrane. The transcript has 3 exons. Gene Ontology annotation, biological process: GPI anchor biosynthetic process. The record is from RefSeq and is a predicted model, not a curated record.
UUAUUUUGACGUAUUGGUACUUCAAUGCGCCGGAAGUUCCCAUGUUCAGUCCUGCCUCUGUUUUUUAAAACAAAAAAAUGUUUAGUUAGUUAGCUGGGUGCUUUAGUGUUACAUUUAACCAGAUUUAACCCAGUUUAGCGGGGCUUCCUGUGGAGAACGCGACUAUGCUGUAUAUAGAUAAUCAUGCUGAGCUGGACAUUCGGGUGAUUGUGCGUUUUGCUGCAUUUACUCGAGGAUUAUCACUGAUUUUACAGGCAGUGCUAAAUGCAGCUAUUUCUGAUCAUGCUGCAGAUGCCUUCAGUCCCCCAAGAUCUGAGGAACCAAAACUCCUUGACAGCAGCAAUGAGAUGCUACUUGGUGGCCUAAGUCACUGGGAUGCAGAACAUUUUCUCUUCAUUGCAGAGCGUGGCUACUUGUAUGAACACAACUUUGCUUUCUUUCCUCUGUUUCCACUGAUCCUGCGUUCAGUAGCAGCUACCUUGCUGUGGCCUCUGAGUGCCUUUCUCACUGUCCGUGGACGUUUACUGCUGGCAGUGGCCCUGGUUAAUAGUGGACUCUUUGUGCUGAGUGCAGUUGCACUAUAUGGUCUUAGCCGUGUGGUUUUAGGGGAUCGAAAGCUUGCUCUGGUCUCAGGCCUUAUAUAUUGUCUCACACCAGCCAAUGUUUUUAUGUUAGCAGGCUAUUCAGAAACCCUCUUUGCAGCUCUCACUUUUGGAGGUCUAUGGUUGUUGGAGAGGGGCUACACAUUUAGAGCAUGUCUCCUCCUAGCUUUAUCUACUGCAACACGUGCUAAUGGACUUGUUAAUGCUGGAUUCCUGUUGUACCAGCUCCUACAGAAGAGUCUUGACCAGGUCCGGGUCCAGAGCAAAGGAUUUUUGUCUCAAAGGAGAUGGUGCCUCUACACCAUGGCAGCUUUAAAGUUCCUGCUUAGGUCAGCACUUUACAUUUCAGUUGUUGCGCUGCCAUUUUGUCUCUUCCAGUUCUAUGGCUACUAUACAUUCUGCAAACCUUCUGUAUCUCAGGACCAGAUAUCUUCAGUGCUCCUUAAAUUGGCCCAAGAGAAAGGCUACAGAGUACCUAAUACAGCAGCACCAGUACCAAGCUGGUGCAUGAAGUCCAUUCCAGUGCUGUACUCUUACAUUCAAGAUGUUUACUGGGAUGUGGGAUUUCUUCGAUAUUUCCAGUUAAAGCAAAUACCCAACUUUCUUCUGGCUCUUCCUAUUGCUACACUGAGUGUCAUGGCACUCUACAUCUAUGUAAAGGCUAAUCCACAUUUUUGUAAAUAUCUUGGUUUGGGAGAAAGUGGACUGAAAGGAAAAGAUGGAAAACCACCAACAGACUUCCACAGCACAAAGGUGUUUGUGUACAUUGCUCAUUGCUCCGUUUUACUUAUAUUUGGCACGUUCUGCAUGCAUGUCCAGGUACUUACCCGUUUUCUAGCUGCCUCUUCCCCUGUGGUCUAUUGGGUCAGUGCCCACUUUCUUCUCUCCAGUGAGCCUUCAUUACGAGAGAAUAAAAGCUUUGAUCAUGGACAGCGACUGGAUACAUUAAAACAAGGCUUUGUUGGAUGUUUCUUAAUGUGCAUGAACAACCCCGUUACACAGCUGUUGAUGCACUGGAGAACUCGCUCUUUGUCCACUCGCUGCAUUCUCGGAUACUUCAUCUCAUACUGGCUGAUUGGUCUGGCUCUGCACUGUAACUUCCUGCCUUGGACUUAAUAUGCAAGUGGAAACAAAGAUGCAUCAAGAGUGUCUUCUCAGGAUCUUACAUUUUUUUUUUAUAAAUUGAAAUUGAAAUGAAAUUGUCUACUUGAAAACAUUCCUCUGUGAAGGAAGUAACUGGAGCAUAUUCUUAUUCUUUAUACAUUUAAAAUCAGUGAAUUAUAAAUUGUUAUAAAUCCCAGUCUAUCUCUUUUUUCUACCUUUACCGUUUUUUUUUUAAUAAACAGAUAUAUAUUUUUUUGAAAUGCUGAUUUAUUUAUUUGUUUUUUUUUUCUUUGUGUGCUAAUAGCCCUUUAACUUUUGUUGUUUUAAAUGUAUGUUUGAUUGUGUGUGUUGUAUGUACAGCAAUGUGACACUGCAAUUUCCUUUGGGAUCAUUAAAGUGCUAUCUUAUCUUA